Molecule: messenger RNA, 1155 nt
Organism: Vombatus ursinus (common wombat)
Lineage: Eukaryota; Metazoa; Chordata; Mammalia; Diprotodontia; Vombatidae
Gene: BMP2
Product: bone morphogenetic protein 2
Exons: 2
Coding region: 664-1155 (163 amino acids)
Source: RefSeq, a predicted model, not a curated record
CAGUUCCCACAGGCCGCCUGUGAUUGGCAGAGAAGUCUCAAGCCCCCGAGGUCGUGACAUCAGCAGCAGCCAAGAAACAAAAAGCAUAAGGAGGCAUCAAACAGCCUCAAUCAAUUUACAGCAAGAAGACAACACACACACGCGCGAGAAGAGGGAGACUGGAAAAUUGUGUGUGCACUCUAGAGAAACUCGAGAGUAAAGUGUCUUCUGUUACCCAUCCCGAACUGCUUCGCCAUUCAGGAACGGACUAAAGAGAAACGGGGAGGGGGAAAGAAGUAUCUGUGGGGAAAAGUCGAAAUUUAAUGCCUUGGACCUGCAGUACCACACGCCAGUCUGAAGCGGCCAAGUGCCCAUCUCUCCGUCUAGGGAUGCAAAGCGCCCAGUUUUUAAUUUGAAAAGAAGAAAACUUAUUUUUCUACAUAGAUACAUGAUUCAUCUCUAUCUGCUCAACACAAAGGACAAGACAACUUGUUGACUGCCGUGUGUGCAAGCAAACGGGGAAAAUUUUUUAAGAAAAGGAAAACCACCAGCCUGGUUUGACUGGGACUGCCUGCUGGCUAACCAUCUGCUGAAAGUAUGCUUCAGAGGCGGGCUGGACUUUGGAGAUUUUCUAUUUUCUGCUUAACAGCUGUAAGAGAGGCAAGUUUGGAGUAACACCAAGUGAUGCGGAAAAAAAACACACCGAGAGCAGAAAACUCUCCUGCAGACGCCAGCCUUGCCGCCGCUGUUGCCGCUGCCGCUGCCGCUGCCACCCUUACUCAGACUAACCUCCCAGGACUCCCCUACAGGUUGACCAUGGUUGCCGGGAUCCGCUCUCUUCUAGCGCUGCUGCUUUACCAAGUCUUGCUGGAUAGUUCGGCCGGCCUCAUCCCGGAGGUGGGCCGGAGGAAGUUCGCUGAAUCCAGCCGUUCCACGCCGCAGCAGUCGGAAGAAAUCUUGAGCGGGUUUGAGCUGCGGCUGCUCAGUAUGUUCGGGCUGAAGCAGAGACCGAGCCCCAGCAAAAAUGCGAUCAUCCCCCCCUACAUGCUAGAUCUCUACCGCCUGCAUUCGGGUCAGCUUGGGGAUCCCACCAUGGACUACCAGCUGGAGAGAGCAACCAGCCGGGCUAAUACUGUCAGAAGCUUCCACCAUGAAGGUGAGGGACUGGGGAGGUAA